AUGGGUCUGCGCAAACAGCCCCCACCCCGUCUGCAGAACAUUAGAAAGUCGAAUGCUCGAUCGGACGCACGUUCACCGGAAUCACCUACCUCGGCAAACACCCACCGUUCAACUCGCCUCGACCGGUUCCCAUCUGACGACUCUAUCUAUUCUCCCGACCUCAACACUUCACCUGCAUUCGACCUGAUGCCUCUUGAGGAGGCACAACGGUCACCAGUGGGAUCGCCCACCUGUCACCCGCCGAACCUAUGGCCUGACAGCCCUGGAAAGUCAGGUCACGAUCACUACAGUCAGCUUAGUCAAUAUCACGGGGCAUACCAUCCGAAAGUUGAGAACAACAAUGCGCACUGCAUGCCGCAGUCAUUGAUGGCAGGUCAAUAUUCUGGAGAAGCCGAGAACGUGUGGCGGCCAGCUUCCGGUGCUGGUGAUGCAUCCACUGGGGAACUGCCGGUACAGUUACAGUCGAAUAACCCAUUCUUGAAGCCCAGGCCGACAGACCAUACUCAGGGAGUACUCGAUCGUAACGAAUGGGGGCGCGACUCACAUGCGACGUUGGACAGUGAUCCAUUGAGCCAAACCGAGGGGUAUAUUCCAAUGACCGCACGGUUAUCUCUUUUAGACCAAUCGGAGGAAAACUCACCUUGGGACGAGCCUUCUCGUCCUGCUCCUCAAUCUGAGCAACGCCCCGGCCACCACCUUGAGGAUAACUCGCCGUGGGAGUCUCAGCAGUCUAUCAAGGUCUCAGCUCCCCAAGAUAUCUGCUCACAGGAACCACAGUUAAAUCCAGACGUACCGGGGGUUACUUUCCAGCUAUCUGACCGAGCUAGUGGGGAGCACUACGUCCACUCACAACAUCCGUAUUCAUCAAAUACAGGUAGACUCGAACCAGGUACCGGAAUCAAUACCCCAUCCGUUACUCUCUCUACUGCAACAUCCGCCACAUCCCAUGAGCUGAUAGACCUGGGCGUGCCCGGAACUUCCGGCAAGUUGGGGGUUGAUACCGGAUCCCAUGCUGCGUCUUCAGUGUACUCCGAACCAGCCGCGAAUGGUGCACCGCCAGUGCCAGAUAGGACAAAGUUUGCGUCUUCCGAGUUAGGGCCGUUGGAUACAGCAGAAAAUCAACGGCCAAAGCCCCAGCCAAGCCCUGUUUUAUCUGCUGCCGAAGCUGCACGGCAAAAGGAACAAAGAUCAGAAACGUAUACUAUUCGGCACGUCCGAUGGACCGAUCAGAGCGGUCGGCUGUUGGAGUCUCCGGUUCUGGUACAGAAUCAGAAUGGACCCUGCCCGCUGCUGGCUCUCAUCAAUGCAUUGGUGCUGCGAGCGAACCCCGAGGCCCAGCCACCGAUUGUCCGAGCUCUGUCAACCCGCGAACAAAUUUCUCUGGGACUGUUGAUCGAAGCUAUGUUCGAGGAACUGACAACCUGUCUGGGCCCUGAUCAGGAGUUUCCCGACAUCGAGGCUCUCACUCAAUUCCUCACUAUGCUGCACACUGGCAUGAAUGUCAACCCGCGUUUAACAAUGGAUUCCACCGAAGGGGUUGGCACCUUCCUUGAGACAAAUGAUCUGCGGCUGUACAGCACGUUCGGCAUACCCUUGAUCCAUGCCUGGCUAGCCUCGUGGUCUAGUCCCACGCACGCAGCAAUGUCACGAAUCGCCCAAUAUUAUGACGAUAUACAAAUGCUGCCGUUUCGUAAACAAGAGUUUGAAGACCGGAUCACUCGAGGCGAGGCUCUUACGCCCGAAGAAGAGAGUACCAUGGAGGAUAUCCAAACUAUCCAACAAUUUGUGGAGAUUGAGAAUGCGACUCAAUUGAGCCCAUUUGGCCUGACACAGUUAUCCAGUAAACUUGCGCCCGGCUCUGUGUCAAUCCUCUUCCGCAACGAUCAUUUUUCGACUCUAUACAAACAUCCACAAUCCCACCAACUUUACACCUUGGUUACCGACGCUGGUUAUGCGGGACAUGCUGAAGUUGUGUGGGAAUCUCUGGUCGAUGUGACAGGGUUCAACACGGAAUAUUACUCGGGUGAUUUCCGUCCCGUGGGCGCUGGACCGUCGGAAAAUUCUGGUCCCGCGGGGCCUCGAACCUCCAGUGCACCAGCCGCUCAACCUGUCAAUGAAGCCCCAGGGACACCUGAACCUAGUCAAGAACAGAGCGAUGCAGACUAUGCAUACGCGCUCUCGCUCCAAUUCCAAGAGGAGGAACAACGUGCAAGUGCUAGAGAGGGGCAGGAGCGUGGUCCUCGCGUACCCGCUCGAACUUCGAGCGCGGCUAAUGUGAUGGGUUCUCAAUCUGAACCUCGGCCACAUCAUGCAUCUGACCACGAUGACCCAAACGCACCUCCUCCGCCGUACGAACAAGCUGCCGGUGGGCCGCGAUAUUCACCCCCUGACCGACGAUCAUACGGAGGCCAGGGGAAUCAGUAUCCUGGAAACCGCAACCCCCAUGGACCAUAUUCCCACCGACCACGUCCUUCUCUACCCACGGGGGCUGAUCGAAUGACCAGAGACCGUAGCAAGGAUUGCAUAGUGAUGUGA
Molecule: messenger RNA, 2535 nt
Organism: Penicillium bovifimosum
Lineage: Eukaryota; Fungi; Ascomycota; Eurotiomycetes; Eurotiales; Aspergillaceae
Product: MINDY family deubiquitinase
Exons: 3
Coding region: 1-2535 (844 amino acids)
Biological process (GO): protein K48-linked deubiquitination
Cellular component (GO): cytosol; cell periphery
Molecular function (GO): cysteine-type deubiquitinase activity; cysteine-type carboxypeptidase activity; K48-linked deubiquitinase activity
Source: RefSeq, a predicted model, not a curated record